GAAUUAAGAGGAGCCAGGGAGGAAAGUUCGUGGACCAAUUCCCUUGAAAGUGACUCAAUAUCUAUUUAGUGAAGGGAGAAGACAUUGCGUUUCUUUUUGGGUUGGGGGCUGCUUGAAGUUCGUUCGCCAAGCUAUGGUGGAACCAAUUUGGUGAUGGAAUUGAAUCCGCCACCGUCCACAGUUCAAUCGAAGGAUCUUGGGAAGACAAAAGGGUUGGGAAAAUCGAAGAUUCCAAAGCGGAUUGUUGAGCGGAGGCAAUCCGCCCUCCACACCCCAUCCCCACCUCAGUCACCGGCUCAUCGUGCCAAGUCUCCGAACGGAAUCAUCGGCACUUGCAUUCCAAGUUGCCUCACGGAUUCCACGGAGAGUACUUUGGUGGCCCAUCAUCUCCUUUUGACCCAUGUUACCCAACACGAUCUGCAUAAACGGGUGGUGAUUGCUGGGGUCAAGAGAGGUGUUCUCAAAUACUUUGGCAGGACCCACUUCCAAGAGGGCAUUUGGUGUGGGGUUCAGUUGGACGAUCCCGAGGGCAAGCAUAACGGGCAAGUGCACGGAGUUCAAUAUUUUGAAUGUGAUUACGACAAGGGCGUUUUCGCGCCCUUGCACAAAGUGGCAUUGGAGUUGCAACCGGAAAAACCUGAGGAAGAAGGACUCGCAACCUCAAACACACUGAAGCGCCAGAACACGUUUACGAUCGACGACGAAGAGAGGUCAAAAAGGUCUUCCGUUGAAGGACAGAACAGCGUUGUAAUGGAGUCUCAUACGAAGAAAAGACCUGCCACGGCUCCAGGCUCGCGUCGGACGAAGACUGGCCAACAACCUCUUGGGUCUCCAAAGGUUCUGGACUCUACAUAUGCAGUCAAGACUGGGAGUCCCAAAAGGGCGAACAAGAACCAGGGACCCACGAACCCAACAACCCACCAUCGAGAGCAUCAGAAAACGAUUCAAAGGAAGGCCAGCCUCUCUGGGGUCUUGGUCAAAGGUCGGAGGAACUCACCCGAGAUGGACGAGAGUUUGGGGAUUUUGAGUCCCACGGAAAUGCAGGGAUUACCUUCGUUGUCAACGAGUAUUUGCUCCAAUUUCGCUUGGGAGACUCCCCGAUCCCCAGAGGAGCUCAAUGCGACUUCUCAAUUGUCAGGGGCGACUCUCCAGGACGUCUCAAUGUCCACUCCGCACGAGAAAACUGAAAUUCUUUCUCCACGUCUUUCAUUGUCCCCCAUCAAAACCUUUUCCUUGGAUUCCGAAAAGAUCAAAGCCAUUGAAUCCAUCACUAUUGACGAUCCAGAACCCCUUAAGCCUACCACAACCCAUUCAAAUUUCCAUCAAAAUCUACCCGUGGAACGAAAACUCAAGGGGUACGACAACGAAUGCGAUCUGUUGUUUGCCCGUACCGAACAGCUGCUUCAAUCUUGCCGCCAAAAACGAGAGAAGGCACAACAACUUGAAAUAUCAGCCUUAUCACUCCUGGAAGAGAGGGGAGACUUGACAACGGUUAAGGUUUCAAAUCAGACCGUCAUUCAGCCCGGUAAUGAGACCAUUAUUCAGCCUUGCAAUGAAACCGUGAUCCAGCAAGCGAGUGACACCAUGAUUCUGCCCGGAAAUGAAACCAUGAUUCAACCCUCCGACAAGACUACUAUAAUUGAAUCGUCGAACGACGCCAUGGUCAUUGAGGAUAUCGACAUUCCUGUCGACUUUGAUGGUCCGCAAGCCGAUCCGGAUUCAACUUUCACCAAGGAUCAAUCCAACGCCACCUUUCACAACAAUAAUGAAACAUUGAACCUCUGCCCUAAAGAUAUUUUCGACACGACUAAAGCUUUACCAUCAUUGGAAGUGAGGGUCGUGGAAUGUCCCAGGUCGUUUAUUCGAGUAAUGGAUGCCGAUUGCAUGAUUUCAAGCAAGACCGACUCUAUCGAUACUGGAUUAGGAAGCAUGCCAUCCAGCAUGAUAUCAAUGGCCACAAGUCAAGACCUUCACUCGGAUAUGGAAACUAGCGUGUCCGAGUCUCUUUCAAAUCGAGUAUACGAACAAAAGAUUUCCCCCAUCUCUGAACGGGAAGAAACUCCUUCAACCGAUCUUGAUAUCACUCUGAAACUGGCUGAUAUCUCUAUUGAACCCCCGGAAAAUCCGUGUCCGACGGAAACAUCUGAGCCCUCAUCUGAAUCAACCUCUGAAUUACCGCCGAUUACAAAGCGAAAGCAUUCGGAAAACGGACAUUUAGGCGUUGAGAAGCCUGCUCUGAAAAGAAAUCGAUCGGCUGAGAAAGGUCUGGCUACCAAGCGAAGCGAAUUGCUAACCAAAGAGCGAAUCAUGCCCAAAACCAAUGUCCCCUCAAAAUUAAAGGCCAUGUUGGAAACCAAUAAAGAAGUGGCAGCUGAGAACCCAAGGAAGAAAAGAGAGAAAAAAGCCGGGAGGUGGGAUGAAAUCAUGAAGAAUAUCGCUGAGAGUCAGAAGCAAACCAUGAGUCAAGUGAAGAAAACGAAAGAGGUCAAAAGCAAGGUUUUCGAGGGAUUCAAGCCCCCUCCCAUGGCCAGAAACCGAUCUAACUUGGGCAGCAAUCGAAGUUUGGCAAGUAGAAAUGACGAAAACUUGGAGAGGAAAUCGACCGACUUUGACGAGACUCCGAGUGUUCGAUCUAGAUCCAAUUCCAAAUCGUCUGUUUACUCCACAACUUCAGUGACAUCAAGUGCGUCCAAAAGGACAUCCUCCGCAGAUCUGUUGAGAUCAAAUUCAGUUUUGAGUGAAAUCUCCAACCGAAGUGAGACCCAAGUGUCCCAACGAACCAAUGCGAAAAAUGCCAAAGUGGCCUCAACGGGAUCUGCUCAAGAUUCUAAGAAAACCAUCCAAGGCGUGCCCAAAGCUUCCAAGCGACCUCCCGUCAAUCCUCCUCGUCCAGCCUCGAAAGAAGGUUCUAACACGCCCACCACCACGCCAACCUAUGAGAGGCAAGUGAAAUCCCUGACCCCCGAGAGGGAUCUCCACAGAUUGGGCGGGACUGGUUUGCGUUCCAGCAAUCCAGCCAUUAGGAAAGUGUCUGCCUCUUCUGCCCGCCCUCUGCUCCAUGCGAAGAACAAUCGUGAGCAGAGUGUGACCAGUGUGAAAUCGGCCAAAAGUGCCAAACCAAGUGACAGGGUGACCAGUAACAACGCGAAAAACUCGCACAGCUCCACCAUCACCGUCAAAACCAAAGAUCUCAGAUCCAAUACUAGUGGUCAAACUAGCAAUGGCGUCUCGAGAACGAGGAAGAUUUCCCCGAGUAGCAACACCAACAACGCAACCAAUCCUGUUAAUAGUGGUCGUGUUGGAGCCAAAAAGUCCAAGGACAAUUCCAAAGAUCGAAUUCAAAACAGAAGCAGUUCCACCACCACCACUGCCACUGCCACCCGAUAUCACCAACCAGAUCUAGUCAAAGUGGGAUCCGAGUUCUCCUCAGUGGAAGCCAAAGAACGGGAAAUCCAGAACCUCAGGUCCCAAGUCAGACACAACGCCAAAGCUUUCGAUGCACUCUCCAUCACUUUCGAUUAUCUCGCUAAUAAGAUCGGUGGAUUGGAGGCCCCCGUGUUGCGACAACAAUUGGAGGACCUGAAAUCGAGAUUGGAGGGUCGAGAGAAGGAUUUCGUGCAAUUGACUAACCAAAGAGCGCAUGAUUUGGACACCUUCCGACAAGAGACCAACCAACAGAAGGCCAAUACUGACCUACUAAUCCAAGAGUUUGACUCGAAAGUGGCCAAGGUCAAACAGCAACAUCGAACCCUACUCGAAAAAGCUCAACAAGAACAUAAAGAGGCCAUUGAACAUAUCAUCGAGACUCGAAUCAACGAUCUCACCGAACAAGAUGAACGACACGAGCAUGAGAUUAAAGGCCAUCAAAAUCAGUUCAAGGCUCAAUUGGAAGAACUGGAGGCCAAAUGGCAGGAAAAACUUCUAUCGUCAUUGGAGGAGAAGCAAGAAGAGAUGCGAAAGGUUGACCUGUUGUGGCAAAGCAAAGAAGAGAAAUGGCAAGAAAGCAAACGAUCAUUGGAAGACCAGAUCCAUACCCUGCAAAAUGAGAUCAAGGAACAUGAAGCUCUCUCCAGGGCUAAGAACAAGGGUGAUCUUCAAUUGCAAGCUGUUCAUAACAAGAUCGAAAAGGUGAACGCUGAGGCUGAAUCAUUGAAGGCCGUCCUUGAGCUCAAAACUCGUGAGGUCCAUGUUCUACGGAACGAGAAAGUUAGACUUGAAGAGAAGCUGGAGGAAUUUGAUCGUGUGAGAUUGGAAUUGAGCAAGGCCAGCGCGAUUGUCGAGGAUUUGAAGGCUCAAGUGGCUAAGAAAACGAAUGUCGAAAGGAAAUUGUCGGCGGAAAACCGCAAAUUGUACUCGAACAUUGAGCGAGAAUCCUGUGAAAAGAAGCGAUUGUCCAUGGAGAACGAGGAGCUCCAUUGGAAGAUCCGACAGAGCAUGGAUGGCUUAUCGUUAAGCACCGUCGAAGGACCAAGCUCAGGUCAAUCCUCCUUGUCGGAGCAUUAUGAAGGCUUGAACAAACUAUCCUGCAGUUUCACAGAAGGAUGUAGCAAGUCAUUGCCACCGUUCAUGGGAAGAAUCACCAACCGACCCUUCCAACUUCACACCUCCGAGUACGGUCCCAUCUCAGAGUCUUCGGCCAGUUCCGCCGAUUCCGGGGCCGACUUCGACGUGUUCGACCCCCGUUCACUCCCGAACCAAGGGAGGGCGUGUGCUGCGGGCAUGGAGGCCGCAGCCUCCGACUCCGUACCCGACUCACCUCGCGUCCUCGAGGUUGUUAAGAAAACCGAGUCCGUGGCCUGGAAGCUCGAGUACGACGAACUAAUGGGCGUGUUCCCACCUUGCUACACUCCCAGUCCCAACCUGAGUCGAAAGAUAUCCCCCAAAUCCGCCUCCAGGUCCAUGGAGAACGUCCACAUGCCCGAUCAUCUGGCCUUGAGUCGCAAAAAGGCCGUACACACCUUCGAGCCUGUUCGCGAGAGCUCCGAACCCAUCGAAGGCCAAUCCCCCCAAUCCAUGAUGAUCAUGACCCCCACCACACCCGAUCCGGUGAACAUUAGCGGAGACUUUGACGACAUCGGGUCCGAGAUCUCGAGCUCCAGUGAGAUCGAAAUCGAGGAUCAACCUCAAAACUCUGAAGGCGGCCUCAGUUCUCCCGAAGAGACCGUGGAGGAGGUGAGCCAGAUUUUUGUGGCUCAUCAAGUACAACAGAUCCGGAAGAAUCCAAUGAAUUGCUCUUUACCUAGCUACGACUUGCAGAAUCUGUUCUGUCCGCAACCCAAAGAUUCCGGAGGUGAGUCCAUGAUGGCCGAUCCCGAGGAUCCAAGCGAGUUCAACGAAUCUUCGGGCGAUGAGGAGUGCUCCAUGUCUCCGGGAGAGAGCAACCUCAUGUCGGACAGUCUGUCCGCCGUUUCUUGGAGUGAGGAAUGCGAAUGAACCCGCUUCUCAUCUUCUCUCGCUCUCUGACAAAACCAUCACUGUUUGCUCAUCCUCAGGUCCUUGUAUAGCCUGUCCCCGCAUCAUAACAAAGACCAAAUAUUCGAAAUUCUAAUAUUUAACUAUCAUAGAAAGGCAGACUCUGCUCCGACCGAUCCCCUAUGCUUAACCGAACAUGUUUUCAAAUAAAGAACCCUAAUGUCGAGAUUA
Messenger RNA from Tigriopus californicus, 5643 nucleotides. RefSeq names its product restin homolog. Gene Ontology annotation, molecular function: microtubule binding. The transcript has 14 exons. Gene Ontology annotation, cellular component: nucleus; cytoplasm. Bases 154 to 5433 code for a protein of 1759 amino acids. Lineage: Eukaryota; Metazoa; Arthropoda; Copepoda; Harpacticoida; Harpacticidae. The record is from RefSeq and is a predicted model, not a curated record.